CAGCAGAUCCACGAAACUACGCCGAUCUCAGCCUCCCGCCUGAUUGGCGCCCUGACUCUCUGCCUUUGCAUUUCCUGUACUAUUGGAGAUUGGGAUUGAGAUUGAUUGUUCUGCUUGCUCAUUACGCUUCACACCUCGCAACAACAGUUAUGGCAAUGCAUCUCGUCUCGAUUAACAGCCCUCGCCACCCAUCUCCCUCUUGAUUGCCGCUGUCUACGAUCCCACCCCGUGCCUAGGUUCUCGAUCCUCCAGGGCCAGACCCGCCGUCCCUUGUCCGUGAAGUCUUCCCUGCGGCCACCAUCCGUCCCUGAUCUCUGGAUCUCUGGGUCCCUCCUCCACCUUCUUAUCAAUGCUCCUAUUCCAAUCGAGCCUUAGUGACUCCAUCAUCAACGGUCCGCCUGUUCUAGUCGCACACUAGGCCCAACCCAGAAGGCUGGGGGGGUUCUCUCGUACCCAGUUCCAACCUUGGAGCACGAGCUGCAAUACUACAAUAUCAUAUAUCCAGAGCCAUGGCUUUUCCUGGCAGCACAUAUCAUGCAGACUCAGACGCCGACGACGAGUACGAAAGGAGUGUCAUGACUUCUCCAACCCAGCUGCACACAGAUUCGGAAACCUCCUCUGAGCCUCAUUCCAACGAGCAUACUCCCACCACCUUUGACCAUCCCGGCGAAGAUCCAAACCUACCCAGAACAGUCAUUACAGAAUGGUCUCCAGAAGACUGCGCCCAAUUUGUCACCAGUCUGAACCUGCGCCAGUAUCGUGAGGCCUUCAUUGAACAGGGCAUCGAUGGCGAAGUGCUCAUAGCCCUCAAGCACGAUGAGUUGAAAGAGAUGGGGAUUGCCAGUGUCGGCCACAGACUCACCAUAUUGAAAAAUGUCUAUGAAAUGAAGGUCCGGCAAGACAUCCCGGUCGAACCUGAUGAUUAUGUUCCUCCAACCGCCGAAAGAAACCCUCAGUAUGAGAUGGCAAGCAAAGAAGACAUUGCCAGAAUAGCUAGAACCCUCAUUCGAUUAAGAGAUGAACGAAUUGCUCAGACUGAGGCUCAGUUGACCCGACUGGCCGAUGACUACCGCAGACUACGACAAGAACUCCUCCCCGUCUUCAAAAUGGCCAAAGAACGAUCCGAACCUCUCCCUUAUGCCCCCUAUCAUAAUAAUAACAGCAACAUCAUCAACUCGGAGGUCUAUCAACAAGAACUAUCCUCGCCAGCGAUUCAAACACAACCCAUACCUGAAAAGACCAGCCUCACCCGCACAUUCUCCAAGAAACUGGGUCUGAGCUCGACACCAAAGACCAACUCUCCCACACAUAUCCCGAGCACUAUUCACGAGGGUAGGGCUUUCACCACAGACCACUCCUCCCUUGAUCCGUCGGCCGCCGCAAGUCUAGCUUCCAACACGCUAACAGCAUCAAUGUCAGGCGGCAUGCUCCCCCAUCCUUCACCCGGCGUUCCCUCACCUACCUCUCCUUUACCCUACCAACACCAACCUCUCGCCCCUCGCUCCUAUCAACGAGACGUUAACAAUGGACUUGCACGAUACGACGCGACAGAAGACCUCCUCCGCGACCGCGACCCCCCCAACUCAGCCAAAUCUGCUUCGGCAAAACUCAACCCAUCAAAUUCUAUUAUAUCCAACGCAUCGACCCUUGUACCUUCCCGAGAAAUGUCAGCCUCAGUCCCACCUCAACUCACAUCCUCUUCUGCGGCCAAUAGUGCUUCUUCGGGAGCUCACACCCCGGCAGCAGGUGAAGCUCCCUCUGUGGAAAUCUUCAAAUCGUUUAGGGUGGGCUUGGAAGAUCCUUGCCACAAAGUUCUGCCUGCUGCACUACGCAAGUAUAAUAUACAAGCGGAUUGGAGGCAGUAUGCCUUGUACAUUGUCUACGGCGACCAGGAGCGGUGUGUGGGGCUAGAGGAGAAGCCUCUUGCUCUAUUUAAGGAUCUCGACCGGGAGGGCAAGAAACCAAUGUUCAUGUUGAGGAAACUAGCCAAUCCCAUUGGAGAUGUCCCAGGCUCCGGAGGCAAGCCAUUGGGAUCCGCAGGCGGUGGAUUGGGGCCGUCUGGCGGCGGAGGGGGUCUCGGCGGUUCCAGCAUUCUUAACGGGCGAGGAGGACUGGGCCGAGAACUCCCAGGAGGUGUUUUGUGAUGGCCUGGAGCCUGGAGCCUUGAAUCUGGAAUCUGGAAUGUUUGUCAAGACAGAGCGAGCAUCUUUGGCACGAUUCACCAGCAGAAGUACUUUUUUGGAAUUUGGCCCUUUUGAGACUUUCAAGGUCCGCAUGGCUUGCGAUUUUGAUUUGGAAUAGUAGCGGUUAUGAGAGAAAGCAAAUUCGAGUUCCUUGUCACUCCUAAUGAAUUGUAAGCCAAGCAAUUGUAGGUAUAGAAUCUGUAUGAAUACAACCGUGAUCGAGAGGAUGA
This is a messenger RNA of Exophiala mesophila, 2413 nucleotides long. RefSeq lists its product as uncharacterized. Bases 510 to 2144 code for a protein of 544 amino acids. Gene Ontology annotation, biological process: signal transduction. The record is from RefSeq and is a predicted model, not a curated record. Gene Ontology annotation, molecular function: protein binding. The transcript is spliced from 3 exons. NCBI's taxonomy places the organism in Eukaryota, Fungi, Ascomycota, Eurotiomycetes, Chaetothyriales, Herpotrichiellaceae.